UCGAGAGGGCCAGCAUGUUGGUAAUCCUGCUGAACUGCGUUACUCUGGGGAUGUUUCAGCCUUGUGAGGACAGCCACUGUGAGACUGAGCGAUGCAAGAUACUGGAGGACUUUGAUGAUUUCAUCUUUGCUUUUUUUGCUGUGGAGAUGGUAAUCAAGAUGGUUGCACUGGGCAUCUUUGGGAAAAAGUGUUACCUUGGAGACACCUGGAAUCGGCUAGACUUCUUCAUUGUAUUGGCUGGGAUGCUGGAAUACUCUCUCAACCUGCAGAAUGUUAGUUUCUCUGCGGUCCGAACAGUCAGAGUACUUCGACCUCUCCGGGCUAUCAACCGAGUACCCAGUGAUCUUCUGCCAAGUAUCAACACUCUUGUGCUAGGACUGCAACCGUACAACACUGGAAUAGACUUCUGUGCUUAUGUGGUUUUCAUGUCCCCUCAAGCUGUUUUAAUUAAGCCUACAGAGAAGCUGCUCUUUUAUUAUCUGUGGAAGCUUAUGAGAAAUAAAAAGAAAGCAUGUACACCCCAUGGAUUCAUGGCCUGGCUAACACAGCAAGUUGAAGGAAUCCACUGCCUCACAGAGAUUGGCUUGCAGCGGCCUACCAGUCUAGACCUGCACAACUACUACCACACAGAAAACGAUGAUGAAAACCCAUUUAUCUGUUCUCAACCACGGGAGAAUGGCGUGCGUCUGUGCACCUCCAUCCCUACGCUCCACGAAGAGGGCCGGCAGUGCCAGCUGGACAUGGCAUCUUACAAUAGCACAGACAACACCACCUGCGUCAACUGGAACAAGUAUUACACCAACUGCUCUGCCGGAGAGGCCAAUCCCUUCAAAGGGGCCAUAAACUUUGACAACAUUGGUUAUGCCUGGAUUGCCAUCUUUCAGGUUAUUACUCUGGAGGGCUGGGUGGACAUCAUGUACUUUGUUAUGGAUGCUCACUCCUUCUACAAUUUCAUCUACUUCAUCCUCCUGAUAAUAGUGGGCUCAUUCUUCAUGAUCAACCUUUGCCUAGUUGUCAUAGCGACACAGUUCUCUGAGACCAAGCAACGGGAGAGUCAGCUUAUGAAGGAGCAGAGAGUGCGCUCCAGGUCCAAUGCCAGCACCCUAAAUAGCUUCUCUGAGCCAGGAAGCUGCUACGACGAGCUCCUCAAGUACCUAGUUCACAUCAUCCGCAAAGGCACCAGGCAAAUCGGCCACCUCAUCCGGGCCGCCGGGCGCCGUGCAGGCCUGCGGAUCUGUGCUUCUCCGCCACUGGAACCACCGGCCACGAAAAGACGGCAUCAGAAGCAGCGCCAGGGAUCCAUCCGUCCCGUCAUGCACCAUCAUCAUCAUCUCCACCAUCACUACCAUCUGGGCAAUGGGAGUGUCCGAACCGACGGGGGCAGAGAGGGGGACAACCAGAGUUCCCAAAGUGCCAAUGUCAACAACUCUGGGCAUCUCAUGCUACCUGUCAUUGUCCCUCAGCAGGAGCCCUUUUGUGGGUCUCUGGGCCCCAGUGGUGCAGAAUCAGUGCAUAGUGUUUAUCAGACUGCGGGUCACCUUGAGCCUCUGCGCUGCAGCCCCUCACCUUCUCCCAUGGUGUUUCAGGCAUACAAGAGGAACUCAGUGCCAUUUGCGGCUCCAGUACAUAAGAACUACCCUACGUUACAGUCAUCUCUGGCCUUAGAGCAGCUCAGACAGAGAAUCCUGGAGCCAGGAGGAGGCAGUUGCACUGCUAGUGUCCUUACCAACUUAAACAUCCCCCCAACUCCCAUCAACACCUCACAGUGCCUGGUGGAGACACAAGGUCCUCCUGGCAAGAUCAUCUUUAAGGAUGCGCUCAUGAAUUGCAGUGGCACAAACUUAGACACAACUUUGACCUUUGACCCUGAGACCUGUCCGUAUUGCGCCAAAGCGAUGGCCAACGACUCUGAGGGAGUGGAUGGGAAUGAGACGGCAGACUCUGACAGUGAGGGCGUGUAUGAGUUCACACAGGAUGCCCAUUAUCGGGACAGCAGAGAUCCCAACAGGAAGAAGAGGCUGUUUGCAUUAGGAGCUCGGGCAGCAAAGGUGGUCCAUUUCUGGAGGCUGGUGUGCGACACAUUCCGUAAGAUUGUGGAUAGCAAGUACUUUGGACGAGGAAUAAUGAUCGCCAUUCUCAUUAACACACUCAGCAUGGGCAUCGAGUACCAUGAACAGAUCAUCUUUAAGGAUGCGCUCAUGAAUUGCAGUGGCACAAACUUAGACACAACUUUGACCUUUGACCCUGAGACCUGUCCGUAUUGCGCCAAAGCGAUGGCCAACGACUCUGAGGGAGUGGAUGGGAAUGAGAUGGCAGACUCUGACAGUGAGGGCGUGUAUGAGUUCACACAGGAUGCCCAUUAUCGGGACAGCAGAGAUCCCAACAGGAAGAAGAGGCUGUUUGCAUUAGGAGCUCGGGCAGCAAAGGUGGUCCAUUUCUGGAGGCUGGUGUGCGACACAUUCCGUAAGAUUGUGGAUAGCAAGUACUUUGGACGAGGAAUAAUGAUCGCCAUUCUCAUUAACACACUCAGCAUGGGCAUCGAGUACCAUGAACAGCCUGAUGAGUUGACAAAUGCUCUGGAAAUCAGUAAUAUCGUCUUCACCAGUUUGUUCGCACUGGAGAUGCUCCUGAAACUGCUGGUUUAUGGUCCUUUUGGCUACAUCAAGAACCCUUACAACAUCUUUGAUGGUGUUAUUGUGGUAAUCAGUGUCUGGGAGAUUGUUGGCCAGCAGGGAGGAGGUUUAUCGGUGCUGAGGACCUUCAGACUCAUGCGUGUGUUGAAGCUGGUCCGCUUUAUGCCCGCCCUGCAGAGGCAGCUGGUGGUCCUGAUGAAGACCAUGGACAAUGUUGCCACCUUCUGCAUGCUGCUUAUGCUUUUCAUAUUCAUUUUCAGUAUUCUAGGCAUGCACCUGUUUGGAUGCAAAUUUGGUUCUGAGAGAGAUGGAGACACACUUCCUGACCGCAAGAACUUUGACUCUUUGCUUUGGGCCAUUGUAACAGUUUUUCAGAUCUUAACUCAGGAGGACUGGAAUAAGGUACUGUAUAAUGGGAUGGCCUCCACCUCUCCUGUGGCUGCUCUGUACUUCAUCGCCCUCAUGACUUUUGGAAACUAUGUCUUGUUCAACCUGUUGGUGGCUAUCUUGGUGGAAGGAUUCCAAACUGAGGAAAUACCCAAGAAGGAAGAUUUGCAUGGUCAGCUGAGCUGUAUUCAGCUGCCUAUAGACUCAGGGGGUGAUGCCUCAAAGUCGGAUUCUGAAGCAGACUUCUAUACACGGAGCUUGGAGGAUGUUUCAGGAUGUAAGAAGGAUCUGUCUGCAUUAUCUGGUGAGACCCACAGAGCAUACAGGCGCUCCAGCUGGAAUAGCCUGGGCCGAGCCCCCAGCCUCAAGAGGCAGAAACACCAGUCUGGCGAACGGCGCUCCUUGCUGUCCGGCGAUGGCCAUUCCAGCUCCGAUGAGGGAGAUGCGGGAGAGAGCGCAGGCGGCGGGGACAUGUCCGAGGGUGAUGAUGCCUCCCUCGCCAGGACAGACUCCCUGGGCCAGAUGCCUCGGCACAGGCGCAUGGAAUCCCUGGAGACACGCAGCUCGUUUGAUCUGCCUCCAGACACCCUGCAGGUGCCAUACAUGCAUCGUUCCGCCAGCAUACACAGCGCCCGGCCGCCCAACUUCCUCAGCAACGGCAAGAGUUCUCCAUCUGCAGCCACCACUCAGCUUUCUCUAGAUGAACACCACAGCGAGGAUGACAAUGCAGAUGAUGAAGGAAACCUGAGUCGGAAGGCUCGUCUCUACCGAUGGCUGGAGCACAAGCAGCCCCAGUGGUGUCGGGAGAGGGUCACCUGGUCUCUUUACCUGUUCCCCCCUCAAUCACGGUUUCGUGUAACCUGCAAUAAAAUCAUCAAUCACAAGAUGUUUGACCAUGUGGUUCUUAUCAUCAUCUUUCUCAACUGCAUCACUAUCGCCAUGGAGAGACCCAGAAUCGACCCCUCCAGCGCUGAACGCAUCUUCCUGACGUUGUCCAACUACAUAUUUACUGCCAUCUUUGUGACCGAAAUGACAAUAAAGGUGGUUGCUUUGGGCUGGUGUUUCGGGAAGAAGACCUACCUGAAGAGCAGCUGGAAUAUUCUCGAUGGUAUGCUGGUGAUGAUCUCCGUGAUUGACAUCCUGGUAUCCAUGAUCUCCAACAGCGGCACUAAGAUCCUGGGAAUGCUUCGGGUGCUACGGUUACUGAGGACCCUGCGUCCACUCAGAUGA
Sinocyclocheilus grahami is the source of this 4250-nucleotide messenger RNA. Its product is annotated as voltage-dependent T-type calcium channel subunit alpha-1G-like. Gene Ontology annotation, biological process: calcium ion import across plasma membrane. Lineage: Eukaryota; Metazoa; Chordata; Actinopteri; Cypriniformes; Cyprinidae. The coding region runs from base 15 to 4250 and encodes 1411 amino acids. The transcript has 22 exons. Gene Ontology annotation, cellular component: voltage-gated calcium channel complex; membrane. The record is from RefSeq and is a predicted model, not a curated record. Gene Ontology annotation, molecular function: high voltage-gated calcium channel activity.